AUGUCAAAAGAAAAGUCAUGACCUCUCAGAAUGUUCUGAGAUUCUAUUGGAUAGUUCCAGUGGAGAAAGAUUAGACUCCUCAGAAGCUAAUUGACUAGGGAAGGAUCAGGAAGACAAGACACACCAGAAGGGGGAGGGAAUCUACAAUGGAAGGACACAAGAAAGAUCAGCUGGAUUAAGUAGUCAUGAUUAUGCAAAGCCAUAUCCAGAGACCAAGGUGUAAAGCAGGGAUUAUUUAAAGAAGCAAAGCAUCUUAUGAAACCAGAGUGGAGGUGCACUAUUAGAUUGAGCACUUUGGAUGAGAAAGCCUGGGAAAGACCCUUGCUGACUGAGCUGAGAAUUAUUGAAACAGUUGUAGAGCAUGAUGAAGAAACAUAAUUUUUCAAGAAUGAAAAUGGUAUGCCCCCAGAGAGAGCAAGGUCGGAGAAAAUGGAAAUCUUAAGAUUGGCUCAGUCAAAAAGAAACAUUAUCAGUUUGAACAUGGACCUUGAAAGGGAUAUGCAGAGAAUAGAUGAAGCAAAUCAGAAACUUCUUCUCAAAAUCCAAGAGAGAGAAGAUAAGAUUCAGAGGCUGGAAAGUGAAACCAUUCAGAUGGGGGACCUGGUGGAAGAUGAAGAGUGGGAGAAGGAGAACCACACCACGAUGGAAAGGGAAAGAGCUUUGCAGGAGCUGGAGGAAGAAACAGCCAGACUCGAAAGGAAGAAUAAGACGUUGGUCCACAGUAUAACAGAACUUCAACAAAAGCUUACAAGGAAAUCACAAAAGAUAACCAAUUGUGAACAAAGCAGUCCAGAUGGAGCCCUACAAGAGACAAAGGCUAAGUUACAACAGCUGGAAGCUUCCUAUGCACGCCAAGAGAAGGAGCUGCUCAAGGUAAUGAAGGAAUAUGCAUUUGUGACCCAGCUCUGUGAAGAUCAAGCCCUCUACAUAAAGAAGUACCAGGAAACGUUGAAGAAAAUAGAAGAAGAACUAGAGGCUCGGUUCCUUGAGAGAGAAGUAUCAAAACUCGUGAGCAUGAACCCUGUGGGAAAAGAGCAUACCAGCCAAAAUAAUAAGGGUACUCCUACCCAAAAGACAGCAACAUUAUUCAGUAAAAAGAUUUUUUGCUGUCUCUUUUUCAUCACUCUAUUUUUCAUCAGACUGCUGAGCUACAUGUUUUUUCAUGUAAGAUUCAUAAAUCCAGAUCUCCUCGUCAAUGUACUGCCCAAGGUACUGAGCAGGAGCACCUUGUGGAAGCUCAGAUGCUUCUUCUUUCCAUCUCUCACACUUGAGACAGAGGACAUGUUACCCCACUGAUUCCCCAAGAAAUAUCCUUGAGCGACAGAAGGGAAGUGGGAUCCGAGCCUGUAGAAGGGAGGCAUGAAACUUGCGGCGGAAAGAGAUUUGCUUCAGUUUUUUCCUCACCAUUUGCCUGUUUGACUACCUUCUGUCACCACGUCAUCUUUCCAGGAUUAACCUUGACCAGUAAAAAGCUCUGUAAUAGA
Pongo pygmaeus (Bornean orangutan) is the source of this 1484-nucleotide messenger RNA. It is a transcript of the gene TMCO5A, whose product is annotated as transmembrane and coiled-coil domains 5A. Lineage: Eukaryota; Metazoa; Chordata; Mammalia; Primates; Hominidae. The record is from RefSeq and is a predicted model, not a curated record. The transcript has 13 exons. The coding region runs from base 400 to 1296 and encodes 298 amino acids.